AUGGUGGAGAACAGGACAGAGAUGACUGAGUUCCUCCUGCUGGGACUGACUGAUGACCCACACCUGCAGGUUCCCCUCUUCUUCACCUUCCUCCUCAUCUACACCAUCACUGUGGCUGGGAACCUGGGGAUGAUCCUGCUGAUCCUCCUGGACCCUCAUCUGCACACUCCCAUGUACUAUUUCCUGGCCAACCUGUCUCUGGUGGACUUUGGAUACUCCUCGGCUAUCACUCCCAUGGUCAUGGCUGGGCUGCUUACAGGAGACCAGGUCAUUUCCUACAAUGCUUGUGCUGCUCAGCUGUUCUUUUUUGGAGCAUUUGCCACUGUGGAAAAUUACCUCUUGGCCUCCAUGGCCUAUGACCGCUAUGCCGCAGUGUGUAAGCCCCUACACUACACCACCACCAUGACAACAAGAGCGUGUGCAUGGAUGGUCAUAGCCUCCUACAGCUGUGGCUUCCUGACCGCCUCCAUCCAUGUCGGAGACAUAUUCAGUCUCUCCUUCUGUAAUUCCAAUGUACUCCACCAUUUUUUCUGUGAUGUUCCAGCAGUCAUUGUUCUUUCCUGCUCUGAUAGACAUGUGAGUGAGCUGGUUCUUUUUUAUCUUGAGUCCUUUAAUAUGUCUUUUGCUCUCCUUGUUAUUUUGAUAUCCUAUGCAUUCAUUUUUGUGACCAUCCUAAGAAUGCACUCGGGUGCAGGAUAUCAGAAGGCUCUGUCCACCUGUGCCUCCCACUUCACUGCCGUCUCCAUCUUCUAUGGGACAGCCAUCUUCAUGUACCUGCAGCCCAGCUCCAGUCACUCCAUGGACACAGACAAGAUGGCAUCCGUGUUCUACACCAUGGUGAUCCCCAUGCUGAACCCACUGGUCUACAGUCUGAGGAACAAGGAGGUCAAGAGUGCACUCAUAAAAAUUAUUUUGAAGGCAAAAGAAUCCUUAGAGUCUUGA
This is a messenger RNA of Heterocephalus glaber (naked mole-rat), 942 nucleotides long. Its product is annotated as olfactory receptor 5B3-like. Gene Ontology annotation, cellular component: membrane. Gene Ontology annotation, biological process: G protein-coupled receptor signaling pathway. NCBI's taxonomy places the organism in Eukaryota, Metazoa, Chordata, Mammalia, Rodentia, Bathyergidae. Gene Ontology annotation, molecular function: olfactory receptor activity; G protein-coupled receptor activity. The record is from RefSeq and is a predicted model, not a curated record.